UUCGACAGGCCGUCCCUCCUCAAACGCCACAUGCGCACGCACACGGGUGAGCGGCCCCACGUUUGCGCGGUGUGCGGCAAGGGGUUCAGCACGUCGUCCUCGCUGAACACGCACGGACGGAUACACUCCGGGGAAAAGCCGCACCAGUGCCCCGUGUGCGGCAAGCGGUUCACAGCGUCAUCCAACUUGUACUACCACCGCAUGACACACAACAAGGAGAAGCCGCACAAAUGCUCCCGCUGCCCUAAGUCGUUUCCCACUCCAGGAGAUCUACGAGCUCACUCGUAUAUACACACUGGCGAGUGGCCGUUCCGCUGCGAUGUGUGUGGAAGGGGCUUUAGUAAACAAGCCAAUUUUCGUAGCCAUGGGCUUCUCCACUUAAAUUAG
Molecule: messenger RNA, 387 nt
Organism: Thrips palmi
Lineage: Eukaryota; Metazoa; Arthropoda; Insecta; Thysanoptera; Thripidae
Product: zinc finger protein 239-like
Exons: 3
Coding region: 31-387 (118 amino acids)
Source: RefSeq, a predicted model, not a curated record